AAAACAGAAAUCGCGAAAUACUUGCUCAAAUUCUUGUACAGGUUUGCUAGUGGACUAAUAUUAUGACACCGCGAGAUACAUCAGAGUACUGAACACAAUAGUCAGAAGAGAUAAUUAUAGGAGGAGUCAAUUGAUGGGGCAAAUGUUCUGUUCAUGCUGCUAACCUCGAACAGCCGCCGAGUCCCAGAAGUGAUUGAUAAUAUUAUUAGUUUAUGUGGAUUGAUCGCUCCAUCUGAACAAGAUUCUGCCCAAUGGGGGAUGUAAAAGCGUUCCUCAGUCAGAUUGAGGCUGCCACCAAUCCCACAGAAGCCGAAGCGAUCGUCAAGAGUGCUAAUCCUGACUUAGUGUUUGCGCUGUACAAGUGCCUGGAACGUGUCGAUUCUCAGGAGGCCAAGCAGUUCUCGGGCUGGCUCGGAAGCUGUCUCACCAAAUACAACCCAACAUCUUCACAUGGCGCGGGACUCUAUGAAUUUGCGCUGCACUUUACGCCGCAGCUUAUAUGGCUUCAUUUAGAUCUGAUUGGGUCUACCAAGCACCGUGAGGUUGCUACCAAUGUGGAGUGCUGCUUAGUAUGUAUCUACAAUGUGGCGGCUGGCGGCACGAGUUCCCGGAAAGAAAUCAGGCUGGCCAAGCUGGAGAAUGCAUCUAUCUAUCAUGAUGCUCAUACACGGCAGCACGUCACUCUGACCAUGUCAGCAUUGCAGACGAGUGCGAAUAUCACGACACUCGGCCGUGAUCCGUCCUGCCCGGAGCGCAUUGACAGAAUUAUCGGCUCCAAUAGGAGUGCAGUGCUACGCUUUAUUCUGUCUCAGUACUGUGAGCAGCUUGGCAGCAGAUGUGCUGUGUCGCUCAUAGCUUUCUGUCACAUGUGCACACGAGUAUGUGUAUCUGGCUUUGACCUGAAGAAGAGUAGUGUACAUGGUGUUAUGUCACCAGGCGCUAUCAUUUCUCCCAAAGUGGAGAAUUGUACGAAGACGGAGUCCCUCCCGAGUGCAGAUAGGUUACAACCCAGCAUAUCAGUGCAGGACGUCUUGAUUGGCCUGAGGCAAGCCGGCCGCGAUGACAGCAAUAAAAAGUUCAUGCUGGAUGAAAAGGCGUUGAGCAAACUGGCGGGCCGUGCACGGCACUGUUUAGCACCAGAAGUCUACCAAGAGCUGGCAACCGGUGUUCACAGCUGCAUGUUCAAUGGUCAGGAACAUUGUGGAAUGCAGGCCCUUCAUGCUCUGAACUGGAGAGCAACAGAAAGCCUUAUUCCUCAAGUGUUGAUGAUGACUCGAGCGCUGCUUCAUGCGUUGAAUGGUCCAUGCGGCACUCCCGAGGAUGGUUUCUAUGGCUUGUCGGCACAGACGUUCAGCACGCUGCCCAAGAUCCUGCAGCACUCAAUCCUGAACAGAACGACUGUUGAUGGCGCUGCGCCUCGCGAUACGCCGCACAUCUCGGUCCAGGAGCCGUCUCCUGGACCCUCACCACGCCAGUCGACGGCCAACAUCAGGUCGCAUUUCGAAUUUGAUGCCAAUUCUGCUGCAGCAGCGGCUAAGGGUGCGGCUGACGCUGAAGUUACAUCAUCAACGUCUAGCACAGACUGUGUCGAGACAUUGGUGUAGUAAUAACACUUAUAACAGCAAGCAUAUUCUGCCCAGCCAUCGUCACCAGUGCAAGAAUAGGGAAUGAACCGCGUGCAGACAAAUCCCAGCAUAAUUAUUCCAGUUCGCGCCACAGCUUGGUGUAUCCUCCCUUUUCAUUUCCCCUUCUAUUUCGACACUCUGUCCUGACUUCUACCGAUUUGCUCUCCUAACCUGUUACAUGCUGCUGGUCGUUAUUCUAUCUCCUUGUACUAUCAUUGUGUACAUAUUCUCGUACUCGUGCCCCAAGUGCCAUGUACAUAUAGCGCUCUCCGUCAUCUUUGACUUGUAUCAUAUCACUAUUUUGCUGUUGAUUUCCAAGGCUGCUGCCCCAUCCCCAAUCCCUGCUCCCUGCUGUACACGAGGGAGUCGUAACAACAAUAAUUAUAGUAUACUUGUGACUCCUCGCAUAUUGGCAACGCUCUUGCUCUUGUAUUGUAGGAUUCCACUGUGCUACAUGCAUGGCAACUGCAAGCCACUGUUUUUUUAACCGCUGAGAUUUCCGCAACAUCCAUAUAGAUACUACUUACUAUCGUCACCGCCAUGAGCGGUGUUUUUUUUUUACGAUUCGAAACGGCCAUUCUCGAAAUGAACGGCUAAGACAUGUUCAUGUGCCACACUGAAUUUACGAAUGGAUUUUGUAUUUCCUGUAACGCUCUUAUGUUAGUCUCUGGAAGAUCAUGAUAAACCAGACUUUAAAAAUAAAAAAGUUCUAAUUGA
Molecule: messenger RNA, 2342 nt
Organism: Sycon ciliatum
Lineage: Eukaryota; Metazoa; Porifera; Calcarea; Leucosolenida; Sycettidae
Product: hyccin 2-like
Exons: 12
Coding region: 252-1604 (450 amino acids)
Biological process (GO): phosphatidylinositol phosphate biosynthetic process; protein localization to plasma membrane
Cellular component (GO): plasma membrane
Source: RefSeq, a predicted model, not a curated record